Physeter macrocephalus (sperm whale) is the source of this 2032-nucleotide messenger RNA. RefSeq names its product DNA damage regulated autophagy modulator 2 (gene DRAM2). NCBI's taxonomy places the organism in Eukaryota, Metazoa, Chordata, Mammalia, Artiodactyla, Physeteridae. Gene Ontology annotation, cellular component: lysosome. The transcript is spliced from 10 exons. The record is from RefSeq and is a predicted model, not a curated record. Gene Ontology annotation, biological process: regulation of autophagy; photoreceptor cell maintenance. Bases 355 to 1155 code for a protein of 266 amino acids.
GGCGCGAGCGUGCACCUCCGAGUGGUGAGCGCGCCCCGGGGCCGGCUUAGCUGCUCGGGUGCGCGCCUCGGGGCCCUGCCGCAUCUCUGUCCUGCCGGCAGCCUCCGGAGCCGGCAGUCCGUACGGGCAGGGUCAUCCAAGCAAGCUCCCCUCCUCUCCGCGCCCGUUUGCCCCAAGCCCGACCGAGCUCCGCCUCCCGCAUCUUUUCCCGGUACCAAACAACGCGUUAAUCCAGCUCUUCGUCCAAGUGCUUCGCGCUUCCGGAAGAAGGCAGCGGAUUUACAAAAGGUGCAGGUUUGGGCAGAUUUGAAGACUGGUAUUUUGAGAACUUGUAAAACAGGAGACGUGUUUGAGAUGUGGUGGUUUCAGCAAGGCCUCAGUUUCCUUCCUUCAGCCCUUGUAAUUUGGACGGCUGCUGCUUUCAUAUUUUCAUAUAUCACUGCUAUAACACUUCACCAUGUUGACCCUGUUUUGCCUUAUAUCAGUGACACUGGUACAGUAGCUCCAGAAAAAUGCUUGUUUGGGGCAAUGUUAAAUAUUGCGGCAGUUUUAUGCAUUGCGACCAUUUAUGUUCGUUAUAAGCAAGUUCAUGCUCUGAAUCCUGAAGAGAGUCGUAUCAUCAAAUUAAACAAGGCUGGCCUUGUACUUGGAUUACUGAGUUGUUUAGGACUUUCUAUUGUGGCAAACUUCCAGAAAACCACCUUUUUUGCUGUACAUGUAUGUGGAGCUGUGCUCACCUUUGGCAUCGGCUCAUUAUACAUGUUUGUUCAGACUAUCCUUUCCUACCAAAUGCAGCCCAAAAUUCACGGCAAACAAGUCUUCUGGAUCAGACUACUGUUGGUUAUCUGGUGUGGAGUAAGUGCAUUUAGCAUGCUGACUUGUUCAUCACUUUUGUACAGUGGCAGUUUUGGCGCUGAUAUAGUACAGAAACUCCAUUGGAAUCCUGAGGACAAAGGUUAUGUGCUUCACAUGAUCACUACUGCAGCAGAAUGGUCUAUGUCACUUUCCUUCUUCGGUUUUUUCCUGACUUAUAUUCGUGAUUUUCAGAAAAUUUCUUUACGGGUAGAAGCCACUUUACACGGAUUAACCCUCUAUGACACUGCUCCUUGCCCUAUUAACAAUGAACGAACACGGCUACUUUCCAGAGAUGUAUGAUGAAAGGACAAAAUAUACCUAUGGUGAUUAUGAUUCUCAGGGAUUGGGGAAAUAUUCAUGAAAGUUACUUAUUCUGCUCUGAAAUUUUCAACCAGUUAAGGCUGACAGUGACAUCAGAGAAUCCUGAUAAUCAAGAGACAUGAAUUAAGCCAUUUGAUGUUGUUUUAAAGGAUAUCUUCAAGAGGACCAUGAAAAAACAUUUAUGCCUAUACUUUUUUAUCCCAGAAAAUAAAACCAAAGGACUACAAAAUUGUAGAUUUUUUUCUACUUUUUUAAGAGAAACAACCAGAAGUGCACCAAGCAGUCUGCAAAAUCCAGCUUUUCACAUUUUUAAGAACAUUACAAACCAUGUUUUGUUUGGAGCACUUAUGUGAGAUAUGUUUCAGGACCCCAAAUAAUCAGCAAUGCUCAACAACUCCUUUAAAAUUGGGUUUUGAAGUAAUAGUUUUACCAUAUUAAUACAUUUCUUAUAGUCUUUAUAAAAUGUAUUUCCUCUGGAAUCCAACUUUAAAGGGAAGCAGACCUGAAUUCAUGUGAGCACUUUUAUUGCUUAAGCUUUGCACAAGAGAUUCUGUAGAUUUUGAUUUGAUUCCUGCCACAAGGCCAGAUAGUAUGCUAACUGGUCUAUACACAUGCUUGUGAUAGUUUCAUGAAGCUUAGUCUCUGAUAUGAGAUUUUAAUUACUAAUAAAUGAGAAAAGUAGCUAUAGGUAAAUUUACUCCAGUUGUGUUUUGCAUAAAACAAUGGUUAGUGUUCCUACACAAGUCUGAGAAGUUUGUGAAUAACAGCAAGUAUAAUUAAAAUAAAAGUCACCUCAACUGCACUCAAGAGUGUCUGAAGAUUUUCAUUUAAAGUAAAUUAUAAUUACUUGAAAAAG